Protopterus annectens (West African lungfish) is the source of this 3117-nucleotide messenger RNA. RefSeq lists its product as uncharacterized. Bases 493 to 3117 code for a protein of 874 amino acids. The transcript is spliced from 12 exons. The record is from RefSeq and is a predicted model, not a curated record. Lineage: Eukaryota; Metazoa; Chordata; Ceratodontiformes; Protopteridae.
UCAGUAUGUCGUUGGGUUACUUUUUAGUAAUCUUGACAUAGGGAUGGGGCUGAAAUUAAGUGUGUAGGUAUUAAAUGUUUAAAUAUACUUGCCUGAAAACGACUGAGAAUUAGGAUAAUUCCUUCUAAUUCGGUGAUUUCAGAGAGGAACGUGUAAAACUGUUGUGUUUCUUCACUUUCGGGUGUGGCCUGGUGGGCUCAGGUGUGGUUGAUUAAAAUGUCACGACUUUGAAGGUCAGGGUAUCUUUAAAGAGCUGUGACGGAGGAAAGGGGCGCUUAUUUAAUCUGAACGCAGGUGUCAACUAGUUGUCGAAGAUAUUACAUCUUAAACGCCAUUGUUAAUAGGACGUUGUUUACGCACGAAUUAAUUGAUAUUAAAAACCACUGUUGCGUCUUAUUAAGGACUAAUAAGAGUGACGGGACGGCAACCUUUAAGGCAGAGAAAAUUGUUUGAUUUGCAAGCAUCUGAUCGUGCAUCCACAGACAGCUAAUUAUGUCAAAUUCAAGUCCUUUGUAUCCAACACAUUUUGGGGCUCCUGCAUUGUUCUUACAACCUUCUGCUCCAGUGCCUGUACCCUGUAUGUCCUCUGAAGAAAGCUUUUGCUAUGGUCAUUUUUCACCUGGAGCAUAUGAUUGCCGUACUCAGAAUGAACUAGAGUUGAGUCCAGUUGCAAUGGCACCAUUUUUUGCAGGUCCCUGUUACAUGACUACACCAGUGUAUGUAGCUGAUAAAGCUGCUUUAUGCCAUUUUUCCAGGAUUACUAAUCCAGUGGGAGCACCUUUCCUAACGUGCAUACGUAUGAGCACAGAUCAUUUCAGCAGAUUCCAGGGACCAUCCUCCGUACCAAGUGUGGCGUCGUCUGUACAUGUUACUGAAGUGAAGACUUACUAUAGUGUCAAGAAAGAAAUACUGAACAGGCAGUUGCGUGAUUUGUGUUGUCAAGCAGUCUGCUUAGAAGUUGAUGACGCAAGGCUUCUUGGAUGGUAUAUUAAGUUAUCUUCUGAAGACAGGCAAAUAAUAAAAGCUGAGGGAAGUCUGACUGAUUACCUGAAAAAGAACCCCUAUUUGGAAGUCAUUAAUAACUUUGUGCGUUUAAAAGCUCCAAGGAAGACUGGCUGGUUGUCUGCAGGGGAAGAAGUAGCUGAAAUGCCAUAUUUAAACAAACCAAAAAUAGCUUCAUCUUAUGGUGAUUGGCGUUGUGGGAGCUGUGGGUUCACUAACAGCUUGGAUGUUUUGGACUGCACAAAUUGUCAGAAACUGAAGAAGUCGUCUGAAGAGAAUUUUUCUUUAAAAGAUGAAAAUGUUACCCGCAGUAACAGUGAGAAGAUGAUGAAUACAUGCCCUCUAGGGGAAAACGCAGUUUGUCCUGUAACUGUUGGUGAUAAUCACAGAAGUGCUGAUAAUUGUAUGAAAGGAAAUCAGUACAGCCACAAUGUUGAGUGUGACUAUAAGGCUAUACCAAAGUCAAGUUUAAAACUGAAAUUGCCUUUUAACAUAAAAUCCUCAAAGAAAAAGUCCCUUGAACUGCUGUCACACAGAGGUGUAUUAGUUCCAGCUCAAGAAAUAGAUGAUACUUCAGGACCCAUAUUAGCAUCUAAAAAUUUUGAGGCCUUGAAUGUGUCCUUAGACACAGAGUUUGAGAUGUUCAGAAAGGAAAAUGAAGAAGGCUUUUGCAGUGUCAAAACUAAUCUGCAUGAAGAAGUAGCCAGUUUGACACCCAGUAAUAUAUAUGAGACUGAAAAACGUCAUUUAGUUGAGAGUGUAGCACAGGAAACAUUUUCACAGUAUGGCAGCCUUGACAGCCGUAGAAUUUGUAGAUACGUGAGUGAGCACAUUUGUAGUGCACCUUGUGAAGAUAUGAAUACUACAACCACUGAACAUAAAGUCUUGCAUGCUGGUACUGUAGCAGUUAAAAAUAAGGAAUGCAGUGGCACUUACAGUGAAGACUCAAUAAAUCUGUCCUUUGUCUCUGCUUCUGAAUCUGUGGGAACUGUUGAUAAGCAAAUAGUUGAAUUGAAUGAUGCUUCAGUUAACACAGAACAUAAACUCCAGGACUCUGAUUUCCCAACUGCUUGUUUAAGUAUGAAUUCCAGUGAUGAAGUAAAUGAUGUAUAUCAAAUCAUGAUUGAAACAGCAUCUCUAAAUACUGUUAGUGAGAAAGCCAUGGGAACAAAGGAGAGAGGUGGUUGUGCAGUAAAGUUCUGUUCACAUGAUUUGCAGAGUGAAUUUGCAGAUGGAACACAAUGCAUUGCUUCAGAAGAGAAGAAAGAUGCACCAUGGUGUCAGGCUGAAGGCAGCAGCAACAGCAGUAGUACUGCUUUUUUGUUCAAAACAGUGAGUAAUACAAAAUGGAAGAUGUUAUUAGAAGAUUCAAGAAUACUUUCUCCUGAAGUACUUGAGAUAGCUGCUGAUGCAGAAUUAAAAGACUCUUUUGUAACUGUGGAUGAGAAUUUUGAUACUGAUAGAGUCAUGGUGCAGAGAAAGGGUGAAAAGUCCUGCAAAGGAAAUGAUAUAGCUAAGCAAGAUAAACUUUGUUUAAAGUUGAUUGAAGACAGUAGUGCUUCGGAUGAUUGCCAUGAUAUCAGAACCAAGCUAAUUGUAAUGCAUCGGAAAUGUACUUCUUGCUUAGAUAAGAAACCCGGUAUAUCGAAGAGUGUUGAUGUGUCUGCAGACUUUAAGAAUUGUUUAAAAGUGAGCAGAAGUACCAUGACUAAACCUGACACAACCUCAAGAGCUGAUAACACUGAUCUUUCCAUGAUGAACAGUACAAAACCAGGCAGAAGUAAGAAUGGCAGUUACAGAAAUUCAGCUUGUAAUACAGAAAAAUGGCCCUUUUGUCAGAGUACUGUGGUAGAUCAAGGUUCACAGACUGUUUAUAGUGAAAUGAAAAAUAAGUGCAUCGGCACGGAUAAGCAGACCUUAGAAUGGAAUGCAGUUGUUAAGGUAUCCCAGAAGUGCGAGAAUAAUAAGGAAAGUAUAAAGAAAGGCGAAACGCGUUGCAGACUGAAAACGAUCAGCUUUGAAAUGAGAAGCUUUUUCAAAGAAAGCAACAGACUUGAAAAGGAAGAAGGCAACAUCAACAAAUUGCCCCUUUACAACAGGGAAGAGGAAGAAUGA